AUGAUACUCGUAAAAUAUCAGAUAAGAGUACAUUUCACUAAGAUACGCCAAGAAAAACCUUACUACAUAGCAGACCCAGAGGUCGACUCAUUAAUGGUGCAAGCGAUACAAGUACUACGGUUUCACCUAUUAGAAUUAGAAAAAGUGCACGAGUUAUGCGACAACUUCUGCCACCGCUACAUCAGCUGUCUGAAGGGCAAGAUGCCCAUCGACCUGGUGAUCGACGAGCGGGAGUCGGCGCGGCCGCCGGACGCUAACGGCGAGCCCCGCUCGGCGCCGGACAGCUCGCACGACGGCGCAUCCACCCCGGACGUAGUGAGUACCCCCUACACAAAGUCCCAUCUCAUUCAGAGGCGCGAUCCCCAGCUAGCACCCAACUCGACCACGAGCUAUCUCGUGCACCCCUGUUCUUAGUCUGGCCAUUGCAAAAACGAAGUCUCUAAGGGGGUGCUCGCAAUUUAGUCCCAUUUCCCGCCUCCCUGCUUGUAACAACGCGUCCGUGUGUGUCGCCAGACACACUAGGACGCGCUAGCUUUAAAUUCCUUAGAACAAAUCUUCGUUUUUGCAAUUGGCCAACCUCUUGCCACUGUACGAUGAAUGAAUUCAUUGAACAUUUUUAAAUUAUAUUAUAAAAUUUUCUUUUCAUAAAAUUUUACAUUACCAAAACGUUACAGUGAAGGGGUGAGAUCGGGUGCGGUGGUUCAAAUGAGCCAUUUAUGAUCGUUUUCUUAAAGAAUAUUGGCGCCGAUAUUCGAAACUAUUUGUUUGCACCGAAAUUUAUGUAUACGAUUGAAAAAUACAUACGUAUAACGUUGAUUGUAAUAUGUGUAUACUAAUACGUUAGUGAGUAAAUAAAUAAAUAAUUCCUCUAGAGCAAAUUCGCUGUCUCGAGAGGCACCAAUCUGAUUCCAACGCCAUACUUAGCUACGCGUUCCGAGCUUAGAUUAAAAAAAAACUAAUUAGAUUUACUUAAAAAAAAAAACUAUUCAAAAACGAAGUAUACGUAAAAAUACAACUUUAACUUGCCUAAGUGAGAUAAUAAGGUUUACUUAAGAGUUUUAAAUUAUUGUAAUUGGUUUGACGGUGGUAGAUGCUAGAAUGUUAUUGUUUUGGCUAGUAAUACAACAUAAUGAUAUACGUAAAUACAUAUUUCGCGCGAUUUAUUACGUUUACUAUAUUGGAUAGAAGCACAAGGAUACGAUUUAGUUAGUGAAAAACAAAAAUACGUAUACAGUAUACGCUAGUUGUAAUGAAGGUCCGGGGGCUCACCUGCAUUUAGUACGUGUUCAUUUUCGAUACAUAAUAUUGCGAAUCGUAUAGGAAUGCAGGUGACUGCCAUUCACGGACAAAUUAUAAAUAUAUAUAUGUAUGUGCGUUAUAAAUAGAGAACUAGUUGCUUCUACAGAAUAAAGUAAUAAAAAGAUAGCGGUGACAUUGUGUUCCGAUAUGACGAUCCAUUUCUGCCCAUUCUCCUCCUGCAUUAUAAAAUAAUUGAUACAGUAACUUUAGGUAAAUUAAGAUAAUUACGUUUAUUGCUGUAUUUUUGUACAUUGCAUGAUGUUAAUGUUUUUUAAUGACUUUGAUUAUGUAUUAUCAUUUACUGGAUGGAUCCAUUAGACGAAAUCUACAUUGGUUCGCGAUUCGGAUCGACAUGUGACAUCACUAUGUUGUUUCAUAAUUUUUAAGGGAUAUUUUUGGGCGUUGAGACUGAAUUGUUUUGUUUGUGUUAUAUAUUAUUAUUAUUUCCCAUUUUGUUAACAUUGAAGCCAUAUUGUCUGGGCUGAUGAUGCACUUGAACACUGCGAUGUUGACGCCAAGAUCGAUUUAAUUUUAUUGAACUAAAAUUACUUAGUUAUUUUUUGUCUGUAUAUGAGUUUUAACAUUUAAAAAAUUGUGUAGUUGGAACAUGUCUAAGUUAGGUUUUAGAAUAUACGAACGCGGUAGGUUUUUUCUGUGUUACGAAACUUAUUUUCUUAAAUCUAACUCGUAAAUGUAUAUUAAUAUAUGCUAUUUGGUGUACGUCCAUCUUGUAUGUCAAUGUGAUUAAUUUUAUAAUUUUAUUUUUUGAACGGAUUAAAUAAAAUGUUCUGUUUGAAAUUA
Diatraea saccharalis (sugarcane borer) is the source of this 2100-nucleotide messenger RNA. Lineage: Eukaryota; Metazoa; Arthropoda; Insecta; Lepidoptera; Crambidae. The record is from the annotation of a GenBank genome assembly.